Messenger RNA from Cyclocybe aegerita, 450 nucleotides. The record is from the annotation of a GenBank genome assembly. Lineage: Eukaryota; Fungi; Basidiomycota; Agaricomycetes; Agaricales; Hemipholiotaceae.
UGGCCGACUCCUCCAUUACACAGCCUAUUACCGUCCAUCCUAAUUAUUAUCAGUAUCUCGCUAGCCAGCGGAGGGUGUCCGCGUGGGUGAAGCAAACCAAUUCGACCUUGAGCCUCGGUAUUUCCAACUCGCUUCCAAAAUCCAGCGAGCCAGCACCUAGUCGAAGAAGUGGUAGCAGGAAAUUAUCAAAGACAAAGAAGUCAAGGUCGAGCGGGAAGUCGUCGUCGCGAUCUCCUGCACGCUCCAGGUCACCACCGCAGCCGAGCCUCGAGGAAGAGCUUCAACUCAUCCCCAUCCCACCCGCGAUUGCGCUGGUCUCGUCAUCGAUCGUCAUUUACGCAUUCCUGCCCUCCAUUCUUGCCGUAUCGGCUUUCGCUCUUUUGUUAACAUAUGCGUCGAUGGACUCGACAUCAGAACACCGAGGAGUUGGCGAGAACGACUCAUAUUAGG